AAGUCGCGAUGCCAAGCUGAAAGGACAGCUGCUCAGCGAAAGUGAAGGUCUUCUGAGCGCGUUGAGACUGCCGAAUGAUCUAGCACCAGCAACACCAACUGUGGACAGUGCUUCUGAGAAGAGUGAUCGUUGUGUUGAGAAGUCUCCGAAACAUAUGGAAUUUCUUCGUAAAGCCGGCAUGAUCAAACUUAAUGAGUCAGCUUCUACACUGCACACUGUUGGUCUCCCGUCGUCGCUUCAGAACUCUAUUGAAAAAGCGAUUUUGCAGAAUUUUAUGGCCUCAUCAAUCAUGGUUUCACCUCCUCAUAUGGUGCGCGGAGCGAUUAUCGAAGCAGCCAAUCUUCCGAAAGAAAUGUUCCCCGCAUUCAGCGAUUCCACCACUCAAAAUGCUUCAUCAACUUAUCUCACAGGCCACGGACUUCUAGCAUUUCUAGCGAUUUUCACGAAAUGUCACUUCAAGAAGUCAUCAAAUGAGUGGCCAAUCCGUGUCCUAAGCUCAGGUGCUUCAUAUCGUAACCGUACGACAACGACAACAACCAGCGAUAAAUCGUUGAGUUUAUUCACUGCUGGUCAACGCAAAAAAGUGGCACAAUUGAGUAUAUGCUACAGUGAAGAACAAGAAUCAGAUGAAUAC
Molecule: messenger RNA, 634 nt
Organism: Anisakis simplex (herring worm)
Lineage: Eukaryota; Metazoa; Nematoda; Chromadorea; Rhabditida; Anisakidae
Source: the annotation of a GenBank genome assembly